AUGUUUGUUACCUUUCUUACAGUUUCAAUAUCUUUCGAGAGAUGGCUGGCUGUUUGUCGACCCCUCAUCCAUAGAAACUUGAAGGGAACCUUCCUUGGAAGCGCUUGGAUCCAUUAUAUCAGUAGUGUAGUUCUAGCAACACUGGUUAACCUACCAAAGUGGUUUGAAACAGAAGUGGUAGAAGAGGAAGUGUUCCUGGGAAAAGAAUGGGAUGACCGGAACAACACAGAUCUCUGGAUUAAAACUAAAACCUACCAAGCCACAGCUCUCCGUACCAAUCCUACAUAUAUACUGUACGGAAUGACAAUUCCUCGGUGGUUGUUCCAGAGUAUGGGUCCCCUCCUCCUACUUAUAACCUUCAGUAUUCUUACUGUUAACAGGCUCAAAGCCUUCAACGCGCGGUCUGAAAACAGAAAUGAGGUUCGUGUCACCAGGUUGACCUUUCUUCUGAUAGUGGAGUAUCUGGUAUUCAACAUACCUAGGAAAAUAAUUAUCAUUCUUUAUCCGUCAUUACAUGAAAUAAAUUGA
Molecule: messenger RNA, 528 nt
Organism: Eurytemora carolleeae
Lineage: Eukaryota; Metazoa; Arthropoda; Copepoda; Calanoida; Temoridae
Exons: 6
Coding region: 1-528 (175 amino acids)
Cellular component (GO): membrane
Source: RefSeq, a predicted model, not a curated record